GGGGGCGGAGUCUGGACUCUCACCUGUGAACCUUUUUGAGACUCAGAUUUGGUUUUUCAGGCCGUGGAAUCGAGUCAUCAGGAGAGCUGUGGACCGAUCCAACAAACUAUGAAGGUAGAAGGUGUGUGUGAGCUGAUGUGAAUCCAGCAGCAUGGAUCAGUGUGAGGACAGAGAGGAGGGAGUCCUUCCCUCCAAAACCUCCCCCAGGGGAAAAAAAAGAGUUGGAGAGAGUCGGAGAGAAGAAAAGAGGAGACGACCUGGACCUGGACCUGGACCUGGACCUGAACCUGGACCUGGACCUGGACCUGAAUCCAGCUGUGUGUCCUUGAAGAGUGACAGAUCAAAGGAUUUCUUUUGGGAGUUUAAAGAUACCCAAUGUCCUCCCUCAGUGAGGUUUCAUCAAGAAAAAGACUCUCAUGGACCUGAACCUGAACCUGAACCUGAACCUGGACCUGGACCUGGACAUGGACCUGAACCUGGACCUGAACCCAGCUGUGUGUCCUUGAAGAGUGAUGCAUCAAAGGAUUUAUUUAUCGCUUUAAAAGAUGCUCCUGGUUUUCCUUCAGAGAGAGUGGACCAGCAGAUCUCAGAGUCCCCCAGUGGUCCGUCUGUCCAGCAUCAUCAGACCCAGCUGGACUCCGUCUUUCAGCCGGUGGGGGACGACAUCGUUAUGUUUGUGAAGGACGAGCUGAAGAAGAUCCAGAAGGUUCUGAGUCCAGAUUACCCAGAAUCCUCAGAGAGUCUGGAGGAGGAUGAAGAUGAAGAGCAGAAAAGCAUCAGAGAGGCAUUCAUGAAGAUCACAGUGAAGUUCUUGAGGAGGAGGAAGCAGGAGAAGCUGGCCGACCUCCUGCAGAGCAAUACCGUCACUGCCGUUUGCCCAUGCAAAGUUAAAUUUCAUCUGCAGAAGAAGUACCAGCAUGUGUCUGAGGGGAUCAUUAAAGCAGGAAAGAAAACCCUUCUGGAGCAGUUCUACACGGAGCUCUACAUCACAGAGGGAGGGACCGGAGAGGUCAACGAAGAACAUGAAGUCAGACAGGUUGAAGCAGCUUUCAGGAAACCAGACGGAGCAGAAACAGCCAUCAAACAGAAAGACAUCUUUAAACCCCCACCUGGAAGAGGAGGACCAAUCAGAACGGUGAUGACGAAGGGAGUGGCCGGAAUCGGGAAAACAGUCCUAACACAGAAGUUCACUCUGGAAUGGGCUGAAGGCAAAGCCAACCAGGACAUCCACUUACUGCUUCCAUUCACCUUCAGACAGCUGAAUCUGCUGAGAGAGAAGAAGUUCAGCUUGGUGGAACUAGUUCAUGCAUUCUUCUCUGAAACCAAAGGAAUCUGCAGCUUUGAAGAGUUCCAGGUCGCGUUCAUCUUCGACGGUCUGGAUGAGUAUCGACCUCCUCUGGACUUCCACAACUCUACAAUCGUCAGUGACCCCAGAAUGUCCACCUCAGUGGACGUGCUGCUGACAAACCUCAUCAGGGGGAACCUGCUUCCUUCUGCUCGUCUCUGGAUCACCACACGACCCGCAGCAGCCAAUCAGAUCCCUCCUGAGUAUGACUAUGUUGACAUGGUGACGGAGGUCAGAGGGUUCAGUGAACCACAGAAGGAGGAAUACUUCAGGAAAAGGUUCAGAGAAGAGGAGCAGACCAACAGGAUCAUCUCCCACAUCAAGACAUCACGGAGCCUCCACAUCAUGUGUCACAUCCCAGUCUUCUGCUGGAUCACUGCUACGGUCCUGGAGAACGUCCUGGAGAACGUCCUGGAAACCAGAGAGGGAGGGGAACUGCCAAAGACCCUGACUGAGAUGUACAUCCACUUCCUGGUGGUCCAGACCAAAGUAAAGGUGGUCAAGUAUGAUGGGGGGUGUGGGAUGGAUCCACACUGGAGUCCAGAGAGCAUGAAGAUGGUGGAGUCUCUGGGAAAACUGGCUUUUGAGCAGCUGCAGAAAGGAAACCUGAUCUUCUAUGAACCAGACCUGAGAGAGUGUGGCAUCGAUUUCAAAGAGGCUUCAGGGUACUCAGGAGUCUUCAAGCAGAUCUUUAUCGAGGAAAGAGGUCUGUACAAGGACAAAGUCUUCUGCUUCGUCCAUCUGAGUGUCCAGGAGUUUCUAGCUGCUCUUCAUGUCCAUCAGACCUUCAUCAGCUCUGGAGUCAACCUGCUAAGGGAACCAGAAGACAUCUGGUGGUUAAACACAAGAGCUUACUUCUAUCAGACAGCUGUGGACAAGGCCUUACAGAGUCCAAACGGACAUCUGGACUUGUUCCUGCGCUUCCUCCUGGGUCUAUCAGUCGAGACCAAUCAGAACCUCCUACGAGGUCUGAUGACAUCAAACCAUGAAAGUUCACAGAACAAUCAGGAAACUAUUGAAUACAUCAAUGAGAAGAUCGAUGAGAACUGGUUGGCAGAGAGAAGCAUUAACCUGUUCCACUGUCUGAAUGAACUGAACGAUGGGUCUCUGGAGGAGAUCCAAUGGUACCUGAGGUCUGGACGUAUCUCCCCAGAUAAACUGCCUCCUGCUGAGUUGUCGAAUCUGGUCUUGUUCUUACUGUCAUCAGAAGAUCUGGAGGUGUUUGACCUGAAGAACUUCUCAGCUUCAGAGGAGUCUUUACGGAGGCUGCUGCCGGUGGUCCAAGCCUCCAAGAAAGUUCUACUGAAUGGCUGUAACCUCUCAGAGGACAUCUGUCCAGUGCUGUCCUCAGUUCUCAGCUCUCAGUCCUCCAGUCUGACAGAACUGGACCUGAGCAACAACGACCUGCAGGAUUCUGGACUGGAGAAGCUGUGUCCUGGACUGGAGAGUCCACACUGUCACCUGGAGUCUCUCAGCAGCAUCCCCUGUGUUUCCGACCCGUUGCCACGGCAGCGCUCGCUUGAGCCGCUCCUCUGUCCUCGCUGCGUCCUUCCCGGGUAUCUCCGCUGCAAGUCCCCGCCUGCCUCUAGCGGCCAGUCGAGGAACUGCAGCGAUUCGGAGUUCCUCAUGAGACCCAUCCCAGAAAACGUGAAGAAUCAUCCAGAGAUGCUGGAGGAGGAACCAGGGAUUCUUCAUCCCACAUCCUCACACCUUGGAGGUGGGAACCUCCGUCUGUACAGCUGUGUGUCCGCAUAUCCGUCCGUCCAGUACUGA
This is a messenger RNA of Cololabis saira (Pacific saury), 3118 nucleotides long. Its product is annotated as NACHT, LRR and PYD domains-containing protein 4-like. NCBI's taxonomy places the organism in Eukaryota, Metazoa, Chordata, Actinopteri, Beloniformes, Belonidae. The transcript has 12 exons. The record is from RefSeq and is a predicted model, not a curated record. The coding region runs from base 152 to 3118 and encodes 988 amino acids. Gene Ontology annotation, molecular function: protein binding.